This is a messenger RNA of Epithele typhae, 1203 nucleotides long. RefSeq names its product glycosyltransferase family 32 protein. Gene Ontology annotation, molecular function: hexosyltransferase activity. The transcript is spliced from 3 exons. The record is from RefSeq and is a predicted model, not a curated record. The coding region runs from base 1 to 1203 and encodes 400 amino acids. NCBI's taxonomy places the organism in Eukaryota, Fungi, Basidiomycota, Agaricomycetes, Polyporales, Epitheliaceae. Gene Ontology annotation, biological process: glycosphingolipid biosynthetic process.
AUGGACCGCACCCUGCGCCAGCUCGCGCGGCCCUCCCGCCUGCUCCCGAUCCUCAAGUACGGCCUCCCCGCGCUCGUCUUCGCCGUCGUCCUCGGCCUGCUCUACUACGAGCCCCACAUCGAGAUAGCCGUCUACAACCGCGCGUGGGUCAAGCAGGAGGUGCUCGGCGUCGCCCCGCUCGGCGACUGCUUCUCGCCCCGCGCGAUCUCGCCCUCGUACAACGCCACGGACGCGCUCUACGGCGCGCGCCGCACCGAGGUCCACGCGGGCACGAGCCUCCAGUUCGGCACGGACUGCUACGACUUCGCGGGCACGGUCCUGCCGGAGCCGCACUCGCGCACGAAGCCGGCGGUGGAGAUCCCGGGCGACCGCCGCGCGCAGUACCACACCUACUGGCGGACGGACCUGGCGCCGUUCGGGGCGCGGCAGGAGUGGAUGCUCAAGAGCUUCUUUGCGACGCAGGACGUGCACCGGGCGCGGCUCGUGCUCUGGAGCAACGGCGACCUCGGCGCGAACCCGAUCCUGCAGAAGUGGGUGGCGCGCUUCCCGGAGGCGUUCGCGCUGCGGGGGAGCCCGCUGCUGGACGUGUCGGACGCGAAGGCGUGGAUCGACGGGGACCUGGUGCGCCUGCUCGUGAUCUGGGCGUACGGGGGCGUGUGGGUGGACAUGGACUCGCUGCUCACGCGCGACCUCGCGCCGCUGCUCGAGCACGAGUUCGUCACGCAGUGGGACUGCUACGACAAGAAGUACGUGCCGAUGAACGGCGCGCUCAUGCACUUCCGCAAGCACUCGCCCUACCUCUGCGAGGCCUUCCACGUGAUGACGACCUCCGCGCCCCCGCGCAAGGGCACGACGGACUGGGGCGCAACGCUCUACCUCAAGCUCCGCCGCCGGCUCCUCCACGGGGGCGUCCCGCCGUUCAAGGUGCUCCCCUUCUGCUUCACCGACGCGCGCUCCUGCCGGCUCGACAACCGCCUGCCCGACCCGUUCGUGGCGGACCCGGCCGACGGCCGAUGGGCGAUGGGCUUCGGGCGCGAGGAGGACGGCGGGCUGGACAACGUGCUGAGGAAGGUGUUCUCGGUGCACCUGCACAACCAGUGGGAGAAGCCGUACCCGAGGGGCGGGUGGGUCGAGCGGUUGCUACUGAGAAGAUACGACGCGGAGCUGGAAAAGGAGUUGUUGGGUAGCCCGCUGGCGGUAUGA